Molecule: messenger RNA, 3185 nt
Organism: Megalobrama amblycephala (Wuchang bream)
Lineage: Eukaryota; Metazoa; Chordata; Actinopteri; Cypriniformes; Xenocyprididae
Gene: spina
Product: spindlin-Z
Exons: 6
Coding region: 450-1238 (262 amino acids)
Biological process (GO): gamete generation
Source: RefSeq, a predicted model, not a curated record
GGAGCACUAUGUGGCAGCGGGGAGGGGAGGGAAAGAGCUCGGCCGCAUUCGGGGCCGCCUGCGCUCAUCAAACGCUGCUCAUUGAACACACAGUGAGGCAGACCUGGAGUGGAAAUAUUUUUUUAUGGCGCAAUAUGCGUGAAUUUCUAAAAUAAUCCCGGGGUUGCUGAAACCCUUCCAAAGGAGGUCUGGAUCAGUACCCAUCUGCGCGGGCCCUGAGUGGGCUGGCACGACCCGUCCUGCCCACUCAAUAUUGAGCGCCAAACAUUCCUCAGACUCAGACGGGCAUCGGAAACCAUAUUACAUGUCAGCGGUUUUGGGGUUUUUGACUGUCCCCUUUAGGUUUACCCCCCAUUCCCUUCCCCUGAUACUCUUUCACUCAUCCGAAAGAGUAAAAGGAUAUUUUCACCCUAGUGUGGCAGCCGGGCUGCUCCCCCAUACACAGAUGAAUGAAGACCCCAUUCGGGAAGAACGCGGCCCAGAGAUCCAGAGCUGAUGCAGGGCAUGCUGGUGUCUCUGCCAAUAUGAUGAAGAAAAAGAAUUCUCAUAAGAAACACAAAACCAGCGUAGGGCCCACCAAAGCAGUGGCUCAGCCCAGGCGGAACAUCGUGGGCUGUCGUAUCCAGCACAUCUGGAAGGAGGGCAGCGGCGCGGCAUCACAGUGGAAAGGCACAGUGUUAGACCAGGUGCCCGUCAACCCCUCGCUCUACCUGAUUAAAUAUGACGGCUUUGACUGCGUCUACGGCCUGGAGCUGCAUAAAGACGAGAGGGUGCAAGGACUCGAGGUUCUGCCAGACAGACUAGCCUCGACACGCAUCAGCGAUGCCCACCUGGCCGACACCAUGAUCGGCAAAGCUGUGGAGCACAUGUUCGAGACGGAGGACGGCACUAAGAACGAGUGGAGGGGAAUGGUUCUGGCCCGGGCGCCCAUCAUGAACACGUGGUUUUACAUCACGUACGAGAAAGACCCGGUGCUCUACAUGUAUCAGCUGCUCGAUGACUAUAAAGAUGGAGAUCUGAGGAUCAUGCCAGACUCUAACGACUCGCCCCCAGCGGAGCGUGAGCCCGGAGAGGUCGUGGACAGCCUCGUGGGGAAGCAGGUGGAAUAUGCCAAAGAGGACGGCUCUAAACGAACUGGCAUGGUUAUUCAUCAGGUGGAAGCCAAGCCCUCGGUCUACUUCAUCAAGUUUGAUGACGACUUUCACAUUUACGUCUAUGACCUGGUGAAAACAUCGUAGGCAGCGAAACGCCCCGCGGGACGAGGAGAGGGGGAGGAGUUUCACGUAACCAUGUGAUUCACUCAAACGUUUUUGCCAAAAGUUCUUUCAAAACAUUUCUUGUAACAUCUUCUGGAAAUGGAAUUGGUGGAUUUUUCAGUGGAUUACCACUAGUCAAGUGUCUCUUAUUGUUGUAGGAUGAACGGACAUCACAUCCCCGACAUACACGUAGCUUCAUAUUUCAGAGGUUCGUCUCGAGCAUUUCCCAUUACUGUCGGUUAUUUAAAAGACGCGACGUCACGUUCGUCGGGGAAAAACCCGGAGGUUGCGUCUGGUAACAACGUUCUGGGCUGCAUCGGACGUUAAAGCGUUCAUCUGUUGGACUGUUACAGCUCCGCCUUGGGUUGCGCGUCAACCCGAAUGAAAUUCAAGCUAGCGCUGUGCAGCGAUCCUGAGGAAAGAGUCAAAACAUAAGUUGGAAAAUGCACGAGGUGUUUAUCAUUUCAGACGUGAGAAACACAGGGGUCCAUGAAGGAUGGGGAGCGUAAAAGUGUGCAUAAAAGUGCCAGGAGGUCGGCUGUAGAAAGUGGCCUGGGAAAUGUUCCCAUCUUGUCUGUAAACAAGACAUCUCGCUGUCCUUGAUGUCUUUGCAGUUUUACCCUCCAUCUUCUAGUUCAUGCACUCGCCCUCGCCAGAAUCGCACACACGAGCUCCGCUGUCAGUACGUAGGCAUUUGUGUGAAAUGAAACCCCACCGUCUUGUUUUUUUUUAAUAUAUAUAUAUAUGUAUUUUGUUUCCUACUUUUUAUUUUAUAUAUAUAUAUAUAAACGUUUAUCAUCACCUCGAGUAAACGCUAAUGCAGCUUUUAUUAUCUCAAGCACUAAAUUUAGAGGAAAUCAGAGACUUGUUUUGCUCCCCUGUUUUGUUUUUAAUAAAUUACCACUUCUUUGGGGAAAAAAAAAACAUUAAUAUGAACGUUUAAUUCACUUUUAGGCUUCAUUUAAUGUAAAAAAUGGCCAUCAGAUUGCAUAGUGUGGAUAUUUUCUCUUGGGUAUUAUCAUUGUUACAGUGUAGAUAAAUGGGUUUGUGUUUUAGCACACGAUUUUGUCUCUUUAGCACUAAAAAUCAGACGGUUAACCAAUGCCCCAAAGUAUUUAGUGAUGUUACACAAACUAAUCGCACAAAGUGUUUAAUCCCAUACCUGUUAGAAAAAUGCUUAUGCAAUAAUGAAGAAAGUAUUCAGGAAUUUCUUUGCAAACCAUGCACCCCAUGAUUUUUGCUUUAUUUUUCUUUAAAUUCUUGCUUUGCCUCUCUGCGAGCCUAAAACGUUUGUGCCUCGAUAUUGACUUAAGUCUGCUUUCAGUAUCUUUUUUUUUUUUUUUUUUUUCCUGUUGUUGAUGUUACAUGUGUGUUUUGUCUGGAGGUUUGUGUGUUCCCAUUAGACUCGUACGAAAUGACUCGAAGGCCCCCUCCGAGGAAUGUUACUAUGUUUGAAGAAGCCCUCUCAGCGACAUGUGUUUUGCAUUAUUUCAGCAUUUUGUGCUGCUGUGUUUCAGCUUUGGGUUACAGCGUUCCCGUUUUAACACUUCACUCUCAGCCGCUCCAGAUACUUGAAGCUUUUCUCUUUUCUUCAAGCAGACGCUUGCAGAGAGCCGCUGUGUUCUGCAUCAGAUGUGCAACACUAAAAGGGUGACGCCAAGAAAUGCACAGGUCAUAUUUCACUCCAAAAUCAAAAGAAAAAAAAAAAAAAAACGCAUUUAUUUUUAUGACAUUUAAGCACAUUGAAAUUCUCAUUACGUAAUGUGAAAGAACCUUUACUGUAAUACAUUAAUACUGUAAUAAUCCUGUCCAGGCAGUUUCUUAAUCAGCAUAAAUCUAAAUCUUAGAGGUAUGAAUACUUAAAAUCAUUAUUUUGAAGUUUAGUUAAAAUGUUAAUUUUAAUAUAUAAUAUAUAUAUAUAUAUAUAAU